GCAGUCUGUUUGCUAAGUUGACCUAUAACUUAAUACUGCAUGCCAUUUAGUUAAAUAAGUAACUUAAACCAUGUAUGAUUUAUACAAAUGUUAAUAGUCUGUGAAGUUAACCGCCAAUUACGUAACUUCAUUGUACAGUUGCACUGUAAAGUUAUCGUCGCAUUAGGUUUCGUUAGCUAACGUAACAGUUAGCUUGGGAAUACUAGCUAGUGAGCUAAAUUGCAAAAUAACAUUAGCUAGAUACCAUCGCCAGCUUGUCUCUCUGUCUCUGACCGAAAUAUGUAAAGACCGUCCAAACGAGUUUUAAAUCACCAAGUGAAGUUUACAGACCCAUUCACCAUAGGUCCUCAUUUGCGAGGAAUGUCACUUGAUGAAUGCUUUACUUAGCUAUCUAGAUACAUGAAUUGUUAGCAAGCUGGCUAACCAGAUACAGAAUAAAGUGGCUAACGAUAACGCGAAGUUAUAUAAAGUUAAGUUAGGCUCAUCUUGUUUGCUAAAUUAUGCAGCGAGCUAGUUUGGAAUGCUAAUGGGUGGAUGUCAUUUCUGACCGCUAACGUUACAAUUCCAUGAAACCAUCCUAGGUUUGUCACUGACAGUUGUGUCAGUAUGCAAUUCUUAGCUGUUUGGCUAUGUCAGCAAUUACUAUUUUGAGCAGCACGACCGCUCCGUCAACUUGGCUUAACUUUUUUGUAUCCGACUUGGUGGCAAAAGUAGCUAAUGUACUUUGCUAGAGAACUAAUUUUGGUCAUCAAUUGGGUCGUAAGGCUGACCCCAAACCAUGUACUUUCUUGUGAUGCAAUUCUGCGACUUUACCAUUAAUGCUGUGCAGAAAUAAGUACAUUCAUGCUGUAUCUGAUGCUUAUAGUCAACGGCAGAACCUGUCUCGAGACCAAGAGAUUUUUGAGGAUGAGUAAGAAACCUCCCUGUCGGCCAGGAAUUAUCUUUGAGGUGGGCGCUAGAGUUGAGGCCCAGGACUAUCUUCAGAAAUGGUACACUUCUCGCAUUGAAAAGAUUGAUCAUGAUGAAGGGAAAAUGCUGGUGCAUUUUGACCGUUGGAGCCACCGCUAUGACGAAUGGAUCUUUUGGGACAGUAACCGCCUAAGACCUCUUGAGAGGCCACCCCUAAGGAAAGAAGGACUAAAAGAAGAGGAGGAGAUGUCCGAGCUGAGAGAUGGUGAGGAGGUCCUGGCUCGUUGGACAGACUGCCGAUACUACCCAGCAAAGAUUGAGACCAUCAACAAAGAGGGAACUUACACAGUCCAAUUUUAUGAUGGGGUAAUAAGAUGUGUGAAAAGAAUUCAUAUCAAAUCAAUGCCUGAGGAUGCGAAAGGACAGGACUGGAUUGCACUUGUGAAGGCAGCUACUGCAGCUGCUAAGAGCAAAGGAGGCUGCAGGCAGCGCACUAGUGUAAAUAGCAACAAGAACAAAGACGAGCAGACGUCUGACUGUGAGGAGGAGGAGGAGGACAAGAUGGAGGAAGAGGACGACCCAGAAUCAGAGAGACCGGACACAGAGUCUGCAGGUGAGGAUGACUGCAAGUCACAAUCUGAUCACCAUGAGAUGGGCAAAGCCAAGAAAAGGAGAGGACAAGGCAGUAUCUGUAAUUCCAAGAGGGUUCGUCUAAAACCAGCAGGAUGUGGUGAAGAGGAGAUGGAUUGCAAGGAGGAGCCGAAGGAGGAGCCAAAGGAGGAGCCAGUCACAACUCCCCAGAGCGUUGUAUGCUCUGAGGCUCCCACUGUAGAGGAUAAAGCUUCCGGGUUCCUGGCUGUCCCUCGCACCCCGUCCCCUGGCCGCUCACGUAACCAGCGGCUCAAGCACGAUUCUGGGGAGUCCAGCAGCAGCCAGAGACAGGGUGGCGAGGAGGGGGAGGCCAGCUGCUCCCCGACCUCCAGCCACGAUCUCACAGAUGCUCCUCUAACAGGUGCACUGACAGCUGCCACAUCCAGCUCACCUCAGAGAAGACGACGAUCCCAGAGGCUUGCCACCAGCUUUGACCCAAUAUGUCCUCCCUCACCCCCACCCAAAGACCCUAGUCCUCACCCAGAUACGAGUCCCCCACAGCCUAACGAUAAAGACAUGGACACCUCGGAGAAAAAAGAGGCAUCUCCUCACAACGACUUUCCAGUGGUUCCUGCUACACCGCCUUCCAUACCACCAUCCCUUGGCUCAUCGCCGAGUCCGUUAACUGAAAAGUUGGUUGACGGACAGGUGACUAAACACGUCCUAGUGGAAGAGAAAUCUCCACCACUGGUUGCAGCUGUUGCCCCCAAGGCUGCUGUGAGAACACCCAAGGCAAAUAAACAUACAAGGGAACCAAUCAUGAGCACCAAACGCUCUGAUGACCCCACAUCCCUGAAUGAGCGCAUCGAUCUUGACCACAAUAAGUUCAAGUGUAAAAUUCCUGGUUGCUCCAAGGCCUUCCGGAAAGCCAAGCUCCUGGACUACCAUCUUAAAUAUUACCACAACACAGACAAGGAACAGGAAGCUGAGGUUGGAUCCCCAGACAGAGUUGGCCGCACCAGGGCCACCUCCGCCUCCAUGCCCACCAGCACUAUCCUCGAGGUCCCCGACAACAAGAGACGCAGGACCGUCUCCACCUCCUCUUCUCUCUCCUCACAGAGCCACUGCCUGCAGCUGGAUUAUUCCGGAAGCUGUCUGAAGCCUCCAAAGUUCAUCAAGAAGAAGCGCUCCUCAGCCUCCAUCAGCUCUGACAGCACUGAAGUGUCUCUGCCUCCGCCACCACGGGAAAAAGUUUUCGAAAGCCUCCAUGACAAGAUCCUCAAGAAGGUCAUCGAGAAGGACACGGGGCUUUGCAUAAAGACAGAGAAGAAGUGCCAGUUGAUAGUGAAGAAAGACUCGGAUCUUGUCCUUUCAGGCAGAAAGAAAGAGAAGGAUAAGGAGCGCAAGGACAGAAAAGAAAAGGAGCCCUUUAAGUUAAAACAGAAGAAAAAGAAGAAGAAAAAGAAGAAAUCCAAACAGCACUGUUACCCUGAGCUAGAGGACAUGUCGCUGACCUUCCUGGAGCGGUCAUCUCCAUCUCCUGUCCAACGCUCUUCUGGCAGCGCCUUCACCCUCCAUACGUCCUCAUCCUCUUCCUCCUACUCCAAGCAUAACUAUCCCCGUGCCAUCCUGUCUAUCGACCUUACUGGAGAGAAUCUCUCUGACAUUGACUUCCUGGAGGACUCCACCACAGAGUCACUGCUGCUGAGUGGAGAUGAGUACAAUCAAGAUCUGGACUCGUUGGCUAUGGACGACUUCCCUGACGAAGAAGAGACGGCAGCUAAUGAGAUUGUGCGCUGCAUCUGUGAGAUGGACGAGGAGAACGGCUUCAUGAUCCAGUGCGAGGAGUGCAUGUGCUGGCAGCACAGUGUGUGCAUGGGUCUGUUGGAGGACAGCAUCCCUGAUCAGUACAUCUGCUACAUCUGCAGAGAUCCCCCAGGACAAAGAUGGAGUGCCAAGUACCGCCAUGACAAAGAGUGGAUGAACAAGGGCCACAUGUACGGCCUGUCCUUCCUCACUGAAAACUACUCCCACCAGAAUGCCAAGAAGAUCAUGUCCACCCACCACCUGUUGGCUGACGUCUACAGUGUCAAGAAAGUGCUGCACGGCCUGCAGUUGAAGAUGGACAUUCUGCAGAACAAACACAAUCCCAGCCUGCACCUGUGGGCACGCUCGUGGGUGAAUUCAGACGAGGAGCAGCCCAUGGGUGGCGUGCCCGACUGCAUCCACUACAGAGAGCACCUUAAUCAGAGCUCCCUCCCAGAGACGUACAUCACUAGUGAGCACAGCUACCAGAAGCCUCCAAGUGCACACGAGAGAGCAGGAGAGACGGGAGCACAACCAGCUGCGCACACACCGCAGUGCAUACCAAAGGAGGAAGAGGACACUGGUGCCAUCUGCCUUGCCAGCUGUGUCACUGAGAGCUGCUCGGGCCCCACUGAUCAGGCCCGGAACUGCCUGCAGUGGCAGAUGAACCUGCUCACACACAUUGAGGAUGUGCAGAACCAGGUGGCUGGCAGGAUGGACCUGAUCGAGAAGGAGCUGGACGUCCUGGAGAGCUGGUUAGAUUUCACAGGUGAAUUGGAGCCCCCAGACCCACUGGGGCGUCUGCCUCAGCUUAAGUGCCGCAUCAAGCAGCUCCUCACCGACCUGGCCAAGGUACAACAAAUGAGCACCCUGUGUUCGGUGUGAGACGGCUACUGAGCUUAGACACACACACACACACAACUGAACCUGCUUGCACACACUGUGACCGCACACGCACCAUUGCACAGCCUACUGGAGAGGCCUUGCUCUCAGUCACUGAAUGGUGUCGGACAUCAGAGCCCCCCCUCUCUUCAAGCAAAUCUGAUCCUGGACCUGCCCCUCCUGGAAUGAAUGUGGAAGAACUUCAGAGGUCUGCCGGAGGAGCGAGCGUGACAGAAGCUGGCGUAAGAGCAGAAGAGUUGCUCUUGUGUUGUCAGGUGCAUUUAAAGGGAAGAUCUAAUCUCUCACACACAUUUCAGCACCCCAUGCUGGAGAACACUUGUCCCCAUUAACUUUAAACUCCCAGUGAGGGGGGUGGGGGGUGGGAAGAAUGCCACAGAAAACACAUGCUGUAGCAAAAUCUGGUAGACACAAAGCUGGUCCAGAUAAGUGUGGGGUAAUGCUGGUAUGCCCAACCGCACUAUGCUUUUUAAAAUGGCUCCCAGGAUUGAGAGGAUCAAACUCUGGAUUUAUGAGUCUCCUCUGAAGACUGAACACAGAAUGAUUGUGCAUCUGGUCAUUCAGGAGAACUGAAUGGCCACUUGUCUUGUGCCAAGUAAAGAGUGGGUGUAAUGUCUGCAACAGCAGUACUCCCAAGUUGUCAUAGGAGCUUGACAGAAAAAGUGAAACAUAGGAUCUGUUUACACUCAUGUGUGCAGCGCAUGUCUUUCUAGUGGUUCCCCUCUGACCUCUCGUUUCAAAUAGCUAGAAGUAGCAGCAGCGGCAGCAGCUGUCAUGUGACAGCUGAUCGCUCGUAUCGUAGAGCCUCUGCCUGCGAAAUGACAAGGCAGCCCAGGAGGAAAGACCCUCUUCACUCCCUGUUCACCUCCAGUAACAGCACAGUAAGCUAGGUCCUCACAGGACACAUGCAUUUAUGGGAAAUGUGUAUGGUUUGGGUGGGACAAUAAAUGUACAGCUUUUUUGUAAGUGUAUACAUGAGGAAGGAUGCAAAAGGCAUGAGGACAAAAAUAUACUUGAAAAAAAAAAAAUGCCCAUAUGUAUUCAGAAUUUCUAUUCAUCUGUAUGGAAGUGUUUUAGAAUUUAGCAAAUGGUAUGACUUAAAAAGUUGUUUUUUCAUUGAAAUGUAACAGUUGUAUAUAAAGAGAUUAUUUAAAACUUGGUGUAACAGACCUAACCUAUAACCUCAUUAAAAAUAUUCUGGAUAUUUA
Clupea harengus (Atlantic herring) is the source of this 5414-nucleotide messenger RNA. RefSeq names its product PHD finger protein 20 like 1 (gene phf20l1). Bases 844 to 4191 code for a protein of 1115 amino acids. Gene Ontology annotation, cellular component: NSL complex. Gene Ontology annotation, biological process: regulation of transcription by RNA polymerase II. NCBI's taxonomy places the organism in Eukaryota, Metazoa, Chordata, Actinopteri, Clupeiformes, Clupeidae. The transcript is spliced from 22 exons. The record is from RefSeq and is a predicted model, not a curated record.